UAACGUUACUUAUUCAACUAUUCAAGGUUCGUAAACAGGUUAAACCUAUUAUCUUUUUUAUUUUUGCGAUGAUUGUCUUCGAGAUUUUAUAUAAAUUAAACUAACCUUUGGAACCACAAUCAGUUUAUAAGUUGAUACGGAACUAACAAUUACUUUUCGGAAUUUAAUUGAACCUUCAGUCAUAAUUUAGUUUUUUUCAGAAUGUUUCCACUUAGGCAAUUAGUUAGCAAUGCCACGAGAAGGGUUGUGCCUAGUUUUAGAGCUAUGUCUAGCUCAGGUCCCCUCGUGGAUACAGCUGUUGACAAUGAAGGAAUAGCCACUGUAACUAUGCAGAGGCUGCCAGUUAACAGCCUCAACCUGGACCUCCUACAAGCAAUGGACAAGGCACUUGAUGAAGUUACCAACAACAAAUGCAAAGGAAUGAUCUUGACAUCUGCAUCACCUACUGUGUUCUCUGCUGGGUUAGAUAUAAUGGAGAUGUACAAACCUGACAUGAAGAGAGUUGAAACAUUCUGGAAUACAUUACAAGAAGUAUGGAUCAAGCUAUUCGGAUCCAGUUUUAUCACAGCUGCAGCCAUCAAUGGCCACGCUCCUGCAGGCGGUUGCCUUCUCGCAAUGUCAUGUGAAUACCGCGUGAUGAUGAGUGGGAAAUACAGCAUAGGUCUGAACGAGACAGCGCUCGGUAUUGUGGCUCCCAACUGGUUCAUGCACACCAUGGUCAACACUAUACCGCAGAGGCAGGCUGAGCUGGCUCUUACCACUGCCAAGAUGUUCUCGGUUGAUGAAGCCUUGAAGGUUGGUCUAAUCGACGAAACUGCAUCAGAUAAAGCAGAUGCAAUUGCUAAAUGUAAGCAAUUCAUCAAGAAGUUCGACAAGAUCCCACCAUUAGCUCGUUUCCUUACCAAACAGAAAAUCAGGGAAGCUCCUUUAAAGUGGAUGAUGGACAACCGUACCCAAGAUACUCAAGAAUUCUUAAUGUUUGUAGGACAUCCUAAAGUGCAGAAAUCCUUAGAAAUGUACAUACAAGCCUUGAAACAAAAAGGUGGCAAGUGAAUAUAGAAAAUGUAUUUUAUUUUUGUCUAAUCAUGUUUUUUUUUGUUAUUAUACAUAGAAAUAUAAUAUAUGCAUGUCUAUUGUAAGAAUAAAUGAGUCUACAGUCUAAGCUUAUAGCUUGUUAUACUCGUAUAAUUUUUAUUGUAAUCAAGUUAAAUAAAUGAAAUUAUUUACUAA
This is a messenger RNA of Spodoptera exigua (beet armyworm), 1230 nucleotides long. NCBI's taxonomy places the organism in Eukaryota, Metazoa, Arthropoda, Insecta, Lepidoptera, Noctuidae. The record is from the annotation of a GenBank genome assembly.